Messenger RNA from Caenorhabditis auriculariae, 2149 nucleotides. The record is from the annotation of a GenBank genome assembly. Lineage: Eukaryota; Metazoa; Nematoda; Chromadorea; Rhabditida; Rhabditidae.
AUGAAUAGUUGUUUGGUGCGCUAUGACGCACAAGCCUGGACUAGGGUCAGCUGUAUAUGUCAGUGCUCCAUGGUGAAUCCUUCCCGUUUGUAUACUUUUUCUCAAGUCAUGAAGUUGACGAAAUUAAAUUCAAAUCUUUUCAGACAAAUGAACUUCGAGAGAACUUGUCCGAAGCUCUCGGAAGUCUAAAAGAAAAGGUCGCCGAGCAAUGGGAGGUUAUGACUGGCGUUGAAGCUCCAAAGGAUGAGCUCAACGCCCAAGAAAACUACGAGAACCUAUCUGGUAGCGACCAGCAAAACGUAGGUUUUUUUUUGUUGAAUACUUAUUUUUAUUAGUUUUUAAUCUGCAUGCACUUAAAAGUUUUCGAAGAAGUUUAAACAUGUUUCAAUUUUUGAAUAUACGAACGAGAAUUUCAGCUCCCUUCUUUUCCUUUUUUCGUAUUCAGUUAUAAUUUAUUCCUCAUUGGCAAGAUCGGGACAUCCUUACAUAGACCUUUUAACUGUUCUUAAAACUGAAAAACGGUUCAAUUACGUUGUAUCUUUGCGUCCAUUUACCAGCAUGUGUCUAUCCUUUUGCCGCCUCCACAUUUUUCCACCCUUUUUGAUUCUUGAGAAGUUUGAUAAGGGGCGAAAACCGAAAGUUUUAGCGGUUUUCUUGGAUUCCAACUUUGCCAGUCUUUCAAGUUUUUUUGGACAGUUUUGGUAAAAGUCAAUGUUUUUUGAUUGACUUGGUGAGAAAAAAUUCUAAAAAAUAUUUACUUUUAUUUUAUUGAAAAAUUGAGGCUUGAUCUUGAAGGAAAAGUUUAUAAAUCAUCUAUUUCGCAUUCUAUGUGUUUUAAAUUCCAAGAAUCAGCAUUGUCCUAACUUUAAACAGAAUAACUCAGAAAUUCGUUUCUCUCGUAGAAUUAAUUACGUCAAAUUCUAAAAAAAAGCUUUACGUGUUCAACCAUUUCAUUCAAAUUUGAAACGACCGCUUCAAAACCAAGGCUUUUUUGUCUGUCUUAUUGCUCUUUCGAUACUCCUUUUUACACGAACGCUUGAUCUCUCCUCUUGUUUUCCAUCCGCGGUCGCCGAUGACCAAAGACCGUGAUGUUCUGCUGUGGGAAUCGAAAAGUGGGCGGAGCUACGGACCCAUUCCUUUCUCUCAGCGAAAUAGCGUUUGAAAGUGGUAGACGUAAACAUGUUUACUCUCUCUCUUCUUCAGCUUCCCGUAUAAAUACUGAGAAUGCCGAAUAUCGAUUUACUAUUUUUCUUUCGAAACUUUCCGUUUGGCUUGUAAAUCAAACAGACUGUUCUAAUUCACCCUAUUUUGAAAGAAUAUUGAUUUUCUUUCAUUCCUCCAUCUCUAAACUGGAGAUAAAAAAGACUUUUUCUUGCAACUAAUUUUUACUGGUCGUUCAAAGUUUUUGUUGCGCGUUUUCUUAAGGUUUUUGAUAAUUUUUCAUUUCAGAAAAAUCACUGAAAAUGCUUUCCCGCACGCAGUUCAUCGCUUCCAACACUUCUCGCGUAUACUUUCAAAACGCACAAAGAAUGGCUGUGAGUUUCCGUUUUCAAACGGUAAUUUCGUUUAAUGACCUCUUCAGGGAACUGACAAAGGAGUGAUUGGAAGCGCGGUUGACAAGACGAUCGAAUUGGCACGAGAAGCCAAACACAAAAUCCAAGACUCGAUCAACGCGGUGACCGGUGAGCCCAGAGCGGAGGACCAGGCCCGCUAUAAGACCAAGGACGCCGUCGAUGCGGCUGCCGACAAGGUAUCGUCUACCUGAACUUCAAAAACAAUUAGUUAAAAAUGUCAGGCGAAGGAGCUGCGUGACAAGGCUUCGGAUACGUGGCAGGAUCUGAAAGACAAAGCUUCAGAAAAGAUUGAUCAUGCGCAAGACAUGAUGAAGGACAGCAAGCAUAAGGCCGACUGCAAGGUCGAAGGCCUCAAACGCGAAGCCUCCCAGAAAUGGGAAGAACUCAAGCACACCGCCGAGCAGGAGAAGCAGCACGUCGGUCAGAAGUACGACCAAGUUUCGCGUGACGCCGAAAGAAAAGUAUGGGAACCAUUUUAGGUUCUUUAAAAUGACCUGUCUUUGCAGAUAGACAAUGCUCGAGACCAAGCCGGCGAGAAGCUGAAGCAAGCCGGUCGUGAUAUUCAGAAACACUAG